UCAGUUAUACCUGUACCAGUUGAACGUCGGGAGUGCGUCUUCACCUUACGGUGGGUCUACGUGGGUUUUGGAGGCGAUAUUCCAAACAUACGCUUGUGGUGGCAGGUAGCUCGACGGUGGUGCCGGUAUCCGGUACCAAUGGAAUCGAGUAUGUCCAGCCGGAAAGCUUGCAAUUCGACGAGAAAGAGGGCAGUUUCAUUAAUGUAGUACUUACAUACUAUCCUUCGUUGUCGGUUCAGCAGCCUACGGUUCCAACGUCUCGCGGCACCCUACCAGUUGCAGGGAACCCUCUCUCAGAGCAACUGCCGACUCGGUGUCGGACUACCACGCCACGUUGUGACCAAGCCGCAAGCUUAAGCGUGGCAAACAUGCUUCUGACUUGAAUAAAUCCUUAUUAGCAGCCUCUUGACAACCUUGUUUCCUUCAUUUCUUUCGUUUUCCUUCCAACGCUGAUGAAGAUCGAGUGGACUUCAGAUGCAUAUUUCCACCAUGACGGUACUCGCCGCAAAGUACCUCUGCCGUCUGUGAUGCAUGGAUGGCUCGCCAAGAUGCGUGGAACCCUGUUAGGAGACGAAGAUUUGAGAACCAGGGGCAUAAGGGAAAUGAGGGCUGCAGCGAAAUGUCAGGCAUUCAGAAAGGAGAAUGAAGCUAGGCGUUCCAGACCAUCUCGCUCGAGAGGUUUCUUCUCCAUUUUCCGAGCCGCCCACAGACAGAGGCCUCGCCGUUCCAAUACCAAGUUGUCUCGAGAGCGUCCUACUUUGCAUCGCUCUAAUCACUCAAGCCGAAGGGCUGUUGGACCAGCUCCUCGUAGAGACUCACAACGCCGUCCGCCUGCCCGAAAGGAUACUCUCAGGCGUGGAUACUCUUCACGGGGUCAUUCUGGUCGUGGGCAUGGUAGACCCAGCAUUAGACGAUAG
This is a messenger RNA of Marasmius oreades (fairy-ring Marasmius), 917 nucleotides long. RefSeq lists its product as uncharacterized. The coding region runs from base 453 to 917 and encodes 154 amino acids. The transcript is spliced from 3 exons. The record is from RefSeq and is a predicted model, not a curated record. NCBI's taxonomy places the organism in Eukaryota, Fungi, Basidiomycota, Agaricomycetes, Agaricales, Marasmiaceae.